AUCUUCUGCUGGGGGCUGGGAUCUCCGGGCACUCUAUUGAAUUAUUUCGCCGUGUUUUUGCCGGGGGAUGGCAGGCGGUGCAGCGGCCUCCUCGGCGACGUGAAGGACCCCGAGGAGACAAGAUGGCGGCUGCGGCGGAGCGGAGUCGGUGAAAAAACACUUUAAUCGAAAGAAAUAAACAAACUCCACCGCCGUCCCGCGGCGAAGAGACAUCGGGGAGCGGGAAAGAGGGAAAGACCGAGCGUGAUCAGCGUCCGCACCGGCAUUUUCCACCCGAGUCUCACCCUCUGUCUCGGUCACACUCACCGCCCGGACUAACAAUGGAGGUGAUCGAAGGAUGCCGCCUUCCCGUCCUCCGGAGGAACCAGGAGAAUGAGGAUGAGUGGCCACUUGCUGAAAUCCUCAGCGUUAAAGACAUCAGCGGGCGCAAGGUGUUCUAUGUCCAUUACAUAGACUUUAACAAGCGUCUGGACGAGUGGGUGACUCCUGAAAGGUUGGACCUAAAGAAAAUCCAGUUCCCAAAAAAGGAAGCUAAAACUCCAACUAAGAAUGGCCUCCCGGGAUCCAGGCCAAGCUCUCCUGAGAGGGAUCUGAAGAAGACACUCGAUCUUUCACUGCACACAUCAGCAGCAGGGAUUGGCAAAACCAUUCCAACACCGGGCUUGCCCUACUUAGCCUCAAGUGCUAGUUUACAAAGGGUCCCUGUCGUGAAGAUACCAGACAGGACCAACAGCAUCGAAAACGUCACAAAAAAUUUGUUAUCCAAGAGGAAGUUGGAGGCUGUUUCCCUCACAACCCAGUGCUCUCCAGCAACUCCUGUGGCACCAACUCCAGAAAUACCCACACCCGUCUUUGCGCAGCAAAAUGGUUCGGUGAGGAGACCGGUGUCGGCUGUUGCUGGGCGGAAGAGGAAAGCCGGCUGCCUGGGGACUGAUGAGGACUCCCAGGACAGCUCGGAUGGCAUCCCCUCGGCCCCCCGCAUGACAGGCAGCCUGGUGUCAGACAGGAGCCAUGAUGAUAUAGUCACGCGGAUGAAGAACAUCGAAUGUAUUGAGCUGGGCCGACACCGCCUGAAACCCUGGUACUUCUCACCCUACCCACAGGAGCUGACCUCGCUGCCCGUCCUGUACCUCUGUGAGUUCUGUCUCAAGUAUCUGAAGAGCCUCAAAUGCCUGCAGAGGCACCUGACCAAAUGUAACUUGCGACAUCCACCAGGAAAUGAAAUUUACCGCAAAGGAACCAUCUCCUUCUUUGAAAUUGAUGGCAGGAAAAACAAAAAUUACUCACAGAACUUGUGUCUGCUGGCCAAGUGCUUCCUGGAUCACAAAACACUCUACUACGACACCGAUCCCUUCCUGUUCUACGUCAUGACGGAGUAUGACUGCAAAGGCUUUCACAUAGUCGGGUAUUUCUCCAAGGAAAAAGAGUCAACAGAAGAUUACAAUGUGGCUUGUAUAUUAACACUGCCACCAUAUCAGAGGAGAGGCUAUGGAAAGUUACUUAUCGAGUUCAGUUAUGAGCUCUCAAAGGUUGAAGGGAAAACGGGGACACCGGAGAAACCAUUGUCUGACCUGGGACUGCUGUCCUACCGCAGCUACUGGUCCCAGACCAUCCUGGAGAUUCUCAUGGAGCUGAAAUCAGAGAACGGAGAGAGGCCACAGAUUACAAUCAAUGAGAUCAGUGAAUUAACCAGCAUCAAGAAAGAAGAUGUGAUCUCAACCCUGCAAUAUCUGAACCUCAUUAACUACUACAAGGGUCAGUACAUACUCACACUGUCUGAGGACAUUGUUGAGGGUCACGAGAAGGCAAUGAUGAAGAGGCAUCUCCGUAUAGACUCCAAAUGCCUGCAUUUUACCCCCAAGGACUGGAGUAAGAGGGGGAAAUGGUAAUGGCAUGCAACUUGGGACCACGCAGUGGCAAAGAGGGAGAGAAACUGUCAGAGGACCAGGAGUGGAUACACAGCCUUCACCCGCCCUGCCUCUCUUUCUCUCUCUUGCAUACCGUCCAUCUCAUUGCACUGAAACAGACUCUCCUUGUUGUGAGUGCUGACCCGAGGUUUUCAAUGAACGAUCAUUCGGAAUCUCUCGCGCUGGUGCGCUGCCCUCCUGCUGAGCAAGUUGGGACGCUGUCAGAAUGGGCGAUAGCUGGAUAGAGGGGCAGGAUGUGACCUCCUGAGCAAGUUGGAAAGCCAUCAGAAUGGGUGAUAGCUGGAUAGAGGGGCAGGAUGUGACACUCGACUCGCUGCUGAGAGUCGGAUUGGGUCAGGUGUUGAUCUCUGGCGCCUCUCCCACUUGUCACCAACCCCAUCUCCAUGGCCACAAUGUUGAAGUAUGGGUGAAACGGCCACCGGAGUCUGUUUCAACUGAACGAGCACUGACCUGUGAAGCCCCUCGGUGUGCUUGUUGGCUGGAGCAGCUAUUGUGGACCAUUUGCACAGAUACACACACACUUCUUUCCAGUGUGCAGUUCCUGGACAGGGAUCGGACUGCUAUCCUGGUUUUUUUUACCCUUGCAGUUACCCCCCAGCCUCAGGCUGAGGGACUCUGCACUUCCCUCGGUCAGCCGGACCUCCCGCUGUGAAGACACAAACAAACCAGCAGAGAGUGGGACAUUUUGCUUCGCUGUGUUUAUCAAGUGUGAGGCCCUGAAGGUCAUUGAGCAGGAGCCCCGCACUGGCAAGGUUGCAACAUGUCAGCACUGCAGCUGACAUACCCGCUGCCAGACCACAGCAAGGGAGUAGCACCAGGUACUGGGUCACUGGGUCACAGCAGCCCAGUAGCCACUGAGUAUGACACUCUGAGAUUGUCUGAAAUAUACUGACUCCAGUCUCCUACAAAGAACAACCAGGAAUCUCAAUCUAUUUACAACUUCACACACUCAGGAAAACAUCACAGAUAAAAAUAAAUGUGCAGGUAGACCGUACACUGACCCCUGGGCAACCCAAGCCACAGGCUGAGAUUCGCUGCUCAUGUUUAAUGAUCAUAGACAUCAAUUCUGGUUUGCUGCAUGUCGAGUGAAAAUGGCAACAUCAAACAGACACUCUCUCUCCUAAUGCAGUGGUAAAUAUACAGCCCAGGGGAAAGCUUUAAUCUGUAUCUCACCCCGUGCUGUCCCUGUCCUGGGAGUGUUUAAUGGGGGACAGGGUAGAGGGAGCUUUACCCUGUAUCUAACCCCGUGCUGUCCCUGUCCUGGGAGUGUUUGAUGCGGGGACAGCAUAGAGGGAGCUGUAUCUGAAUUCUGUUGCAUCCUGCAGUCAAGGAGCUGUGUAUCACGUUCUCAACCUGAAUCCAGCAAGUAUCACUCAGCUCGAUGUCAGGAAGGGGAGGGCUCAAUACCUUCAUUCGCUAUCCGAGAUGUGAACAGGGUGAGGUCAGACAGAAAUUGUAAUCUCUCCAGGCCUGUAGGAUUAGGAUUAAGCCAAGUGUGGAGGUAGUGCAGCUUCUGAAACCUCCAGGGCAGGAGGGAGGAGAAAUACUGGCACCCUGGGGAGUCUGGUCUGAAAUUUUAUAAUGCCAAGAAUUGUAUUUAUAUUACAGGGUGAGGCAAGAAGGCGGAUUGGUUUUAAUAAACAAGUGUUGGGGAGCUGGGUGGAUAGAGUGUGGUUGCACUGGGAUCACAGCACCUUGCUCCUUGCCAUGUGGUUGGCAGCUGGGCAAACGUCGACAGCCCAGGUCAAUACAAUCGUCUCAAAAGUCCUUCAGCAACCCCACAGCCCCUGCACCCACUGCAGUUGUGUAUCUCGUGCUGUGGUGUCGAUUCAGUAGUUACAAUGACCUUCUACCAAGCUGGUGCUUGUUGCGUUCUGUGAGACUCUGGCUGUCACUCUGUUAAAGAUGUUGAUGUCUGUUUUGUAAUCUGGUCUGUACAGAGUAAAUAUUAACGUACCAUG
Messenger RNA from Rhincodon typus (whale shark), 3889 nucleotides. RefSeq names its product histone acetyltransferase KAT5. Gene Ontology annotation, biological process: regulation of DNA-templated transcription. Bases 321 to 1889 code for a protein of 522 amino acids. Gene Ontology annotation, molecular function: histone acetyltransferase activity. NCBI's taxonomy places the organism in Eukaryota, Metazoa, Chordata, Chondrichthyes, Orectolobiformes, Rhincodontidae. The transcript is spliced from 14 exons. The record is from RefSeq and is a predicted model, not a curated record.